Molecule: messenger RNA, 1078 nt
Organism: Eutrema salsugineum
Lineage: Eukaryota; Viridiplantae; Streptophyta; Magnoliopsida; Brassicales; Brassicaceae
Product: endochitinase CHI
Exons: 2
Coding region: 47-895 (282 amino acids)
Biological process (GO): carbohydrate metabolic process; cell wall macromolecule catabolic process; chitin catabolic process
Molecular function (GO): chitinase activity; chitin binding
Source: RefSeq, a predicted model, not a curated record
UACACAUCUAUCUGCCUCUCACAGACAAAACAUACACAGAAAAACAAUGGCGAAUCACGCUAAAACCACAUCACGCAAUGAACAGUUUGCCCUUUUCCUCACAACUCUCUUUUUCCUGAUCCUAACCGUAUCCAAAUCAGUCAGCUCUCAGAACUGCGGCUGCGCCUCUGGCUUAUGCUGCAGCCAACAUGGUUACUGUGGUACGACCGAUGAUUACUGUGGCGUGGGAUGCAAAGAAGGACCUUGCAGGAGCAACGGUGGCGGAAAUAAUGAUCCUACUGUUUCACUUGAAGGAACCGUGACACCAGAGUUCUUUAACUCUAUAAUUGACCAAGCAACUGGUAGUGAUUGCAAAGGUAAAGGAUUCUACACUCACGACGCCUUCCUCGCUGCAGCUAACUCCUACCCUAGCUUUGGUUCUUCCAUCUCCAAACGCGAAAUCGCUGCCUUCUUCGCUCACGUCACCCACGAAACUCAAUUCAUGUGCUACAUUGAGGAAGUCGAUGGACCAGCCAAGGCCGCAAGGGGAGAAUAUUGUGACACAAGCAAAACAGACUUCCCAUGUGCACCAGGAAAGGGCUACUAUGGUCGUGGUGCGAUCCAGCUCUCUUGGAACUAUAACUAUGGUCCCUGUGGCAGAGACCUGAAGGAGGACUUGUUGGCUUCACCAGAGAAAGUUGCUCAAGACCAGGUUCUUGCCUUCAAGACCGCUUUCUGGUUCUGGACAACUAAAGCUCGCGGGGUAUUUAACCAGGGCUUUGGCGCGACGAUCAAAGCUGUAAAUGGUAUUGAGUGUAACGGAGGAGAUUCUGCAAGCGUCAACAAGAGGAUGGGAUACUUCCGAGACUACUGUGUCAAGCUUGGAGUUGAACCUGGAGAUAACCUCUCUUGUUAAGGUUUUCUCACUAUCCAUCCGAAACAACCAAUGUUCGCAAUAUAAUUAAAAUAAGAGAUCAUCAUAUAUAAUAAGAGAAUGUAUCAUAUUAGUAUACCAAUGUUGUAAUAAUGUAACCGAAAUGAUUUCCACUUAUGCACAUCAUUUUAUAAGCCAAAGCCAUUGUGAACUUAUAAUAUUAUA